Molecule: messenger RNA, 2549 nt
Organism: Nicotiana tabacum (common tobacco)
Lineage: Eukaryota; Viridiplantae; Streptophyta; Magnoliopsida; Solanales; Solanaceae
Product: probable ethylene response sensor 1
Biological process (GO): signal transduction; phosphorylation
Cellular component (GO): endoplasmic reticulum
Molecular function (GO): ethylene binding; phosphorelay sensor kinase activity; ethylene receptor activity
Source: RefSeq, a predicted model, not a curated record
UCCACUUUACUUAACACUUUUAGUUGGGCCUCUUCUCGAUAAUCACCUCUCAAAUCCAAAAUUCCAAAACAAACAAAAAAUCCAGAGCAUUAUCAGAGAAAACCAAAAGGAAAAUUCAAUGGCGACCGAAGCACAAAAAACAGCUCCAAUUCAUGGAAACUCGCAAAUACACAAACCAAAAAACAUACAUGGAGUAGUAGUAGUUCAGUGAGAAGUAGCUACUCAGAUCCCGCAUUUUCCAACUGUCGUGCAUAAAUCAAAAAAAUAAAAAUGAAAAUGUGCUGCGAUACAGCAUAUGUGUCGCAGCAGCACAUAUAGCAUCUUAAAAAGCACAUAUAGCAUCUUAAAAGCGAGGAAGAGCACGCGAAGUUGCUGAAUUUUCAGAAAUUUUGCGAGAUUCACUGAUUCUUCGGGACGAAACUAGAUGAUGGAAUCCUGUGAUUGCAUUGAGGCUCUACUGCCAAAUGAUGACCUGCUGGUUAAAUACCAAUACCUUUCAGAUUUCUUCAUUGCCUUUGCCUAUUUUUCCAUUCCGCUGGAGCUUAUUUAUUUUGUCCACAAAUCUGCAUGCUUCCCAUACAGAUGGGUCCUCAUGCAGUUUGGCGCUUUUAUUGUUCUCUGUGGAGCAACUCAUUUUAUUAGCUUGUGGACAUUCUUUAUGCACUCUAAGACGGUCGCUGUGGUUAUGACUAUAGCAAAAAUUUUAACAGCUGCUGUGUCCUGUAUCACAGCUUUGAUGCUUGUUCACAUUAUUCCUGAUUUGCUAAGUGUUAAAACGCGAGAAUUGUUCUUGAAAGCUCGAGCUGAAGAGCUUGACAAGGAAAUGGGCCUAAUAAUAAGACAAGAAGAAACUGGCAGACAUGUCAGAAUGUUGACUCAUGAGAUAAGAAGUACACUCGACAGACACACAAUCCUGAAGACUACUCUUGUGGAGCUAGGUAGGACCUUAGACCUGGCAGAAUGUGCUUUGUGGAUGCCAUGCCAAGGAGGCCUGAAUUUGCAACUUUCCCAUAAUCUCAACAAUCUAUUACCUCUGGGAUCUACUGUGCCCAUAAAUCUUCCUAUUAUCAAUGAGAUUUUUAGUAGCCCUGGAGCAAUACAGAUUCCACAUACAAAUGCAUUGGCAAGGAUGAGGAACACUGCUGGUAGAUAUAUUCCACCAGAAGUAGUUGCUGUUCGUGUACCUCUUCUACACCUCUCAAAUUUUCAUAUUAAUGACUGGCCUGAACUGUCUGCUAGAAGUUAUGCAGUGAUGGUUCUGAUCCUCCCGAUGAAUGGCCUAAGAAAGUGGCGUGAUCAUGAGUUAGAACUUGUGCAAGUCGUCGCAGAUCAGGUUGCUGUCGCUCUUUCACAUGCUGCAAUUUUAGAAGAGUCCAUGCGAGCCCAUGAUCAGCUCAUGGAACAGAAUAUUGCUUUGGAUGUAGCUCGGCAAGAAGCAGAGAUGGCCAUCCACGCUCGUAACGACUUCCUAGCUGUGAUGAACCAUGAAAUGAGAACACCUAUGCAUGCAGUUAUUGCUUUGUGCUCUCUGCUUUUAGAAACAGACUUAACUCCAGAGCAGAGAGUUAUGAUUGAGACCAUACUGAAGAGUAGCAAUCUUCUGGCAACACUGAUAAAUGAUGUGCUAGAUCUUUCCAGACUUGAAGAUGGUAUUCUUGAACUAGAAAAUGGAACAUUCAAUCUUCAUGGAAUCUUAAGAGAGGCCGUUAAUUUGAUAAAGCCAAUUGCUUCUUUGAAGAAAUUAUCUAUAACUCUUGCUUUGGCUCUGGAUUUACCUAUUCUUGCGGUGGGUGACGCAAAACGCCUUAUUCAAACUCUCUUAAAUGUGGCGGGAAAUGCUGUGAAGUUCACUAAAGAAGGUCAUAUUUCAAUUGAGGCUUCAGUUGCUAAACCAGAGUACGCGAGAGAUUGUCAUCCUCCUGAAGUGUACCCUAUGCCAAGUGAUGGCCAGUUUUAUUUGCGCGUCCAGGUUAGAGAUUCUGGGUGUGGCAUUAGCCCACAAGACAUCCCAUUCGUAUUCACCAAAUUUGCAGAGACACGAAAUACAUCAAAUCGGAGUAGUGGAGGGGAAGGUCUGGGGCUUGCCAUCUGCAGACGAUUUAUUCAACUUAUGAAAGGUAACAUUUGGAUUGAAAGUGAGGGCCUAGGGAAGGGAACCACUGUAACAUUCGUAGUUAAACUUGGAGUCUGCAACCAUCCAAACGCAUUGCCUCUGCUACCUAUGGCCCCUAGAGGGAGGUUGAACCAAGGUAGUGAUGAUCUAUUCAGGUAUAGACAGUUCCGUGGAGAUGAUGGUGGAAUGGCUGUGACUGUUCAACGCUAUCAAAGGAGUUUGUAAAUGACAACAUUGGUGACUAGAACAGGAUUUGUGAAUUUGUGUUUUAUUCACUCUUCUGAAUGCUCCAAUGACAGUGACUCAAUGUAACUACUUAAUUCAGUGCCCUGAACGAGAGGACUGAAAAUUGCUUGCAUCUUGAAAAUGUCACUAUUGAAAUUAUAUAGCGAGCUUUAUACAACAAUCUGAUAGGCAUACAAUGCUCUUAUGACUA